Messenger RNA from Sphaeramia orbicularis (orbiculate cardinalfish), 3371 nucleotides. Its product is annotated as hemicentin-1. The transcript is spliced from 12 exons. The record is from RefSeq and is a predicted model, not a curated record. NCBI's taxonomy places the organism in Eukaryota, Metazoa, Chordata, Actinopteri, Kurtiformes, Apogonidae. Gene Ontology annotation, biological process: cell adhesion. Bases 153 to 3173 code for a protein of 1006 amino acids. Gene Ontology annotation, molecular function: integrin binding.
UUGUACUCAAACUUAUCUCCGAAAACUUCAUGUAACUGACAGCAGCAGGUCAUCACCAUCAUCAUCAGCAAGGAUUCACUGUUUAACAUCCUCUGAACCUGCUGAUCCGCCUGAUCCCUUCCAUCCUCCUCCUGCCUCCAUGGUGAUUCAGCAUGCUGUCAGUCAGGAUGUUGGGCCUUCUCAGGCUCAUGCUUUUAUUUUCUGAUUCAGGCAGUGAAUGUCCUCCUGCGUUUAACCGUCUCACCCUGGAUCCUCCUUUUAUUAUACAAGAAUAUGACGAGCCUAUCCUUGUCAAUUGCACCUACAUAAGUGCAGAACAUGAUGGGAUAUACUGGAAAGUUGGAAAUCUAACCUACGAUGAGGAAUACAGAAGUUACAGAGUUUUGUCAUUGCCAAAGCCGGAGUGGAACACAGAAGCCCAGUGCAGAAUCAUGCUGAGUGAAACCGAUGAAUGCAGCAAAGACCUUGACAUAACUUUGUACAAGAAACCAGACCACGUUAUUGUGUAUCCUGUAAGUGGCAAUGACCCUGUAGAGGGGGAGCAGUAUGAGCUGCAGUGUGACAUCGUCAAUGUUGCUCCAGUUCAAAACCUCACUGUGACGUGGUACAGAAACGAUCAAAUCAUCAAGAGAGAUUAUUUCACCAACACAACUAAAACCCCAGAGUCUGAGUCUUCAAUUCUGCCACUCAACAUCAGUAGAGAAGACGAUGGAGCUGAGUUUACAUGUGUGGCUCAGCUGAACCUAGGGCCAGAUGGACCACAACCUCCUGUCAUGUCAAAUGAUAAUUACACAUUAUCUGUGCACUAUCCUCCUGAGUUUAAGAUUAACAAUGUUACCGACAUCAUCAGUGUGAAUAAAAACAGUGACAUCUUACUGAACUGUGAGGCUGAGGGCAACCCCAAACCUCAGUAUAAAUGGACCAAAAAUGAUGUGACUCUUUCAAAUGACACAGAAUAUCUAAAUCUCAUUCAAGUAAAUGAAAGCACAAGCUAUUUCUGCACAGCAACCAAUAAUCUCAGAAGUAUUGAAAAACAAUUCUAUAUUAUUGUUGUGGCUGAAACCAAAACAACACCAGCCCCUGAUGUGAUGACCAACCCACAGGCAUUUGUCCCAAAAGAUUGUCCACUUACAAUAACACCUCCUGAAAUUGUGGUGAGAUAUGGAGAUCCAGUUUCAGUCAACUGCAGCACAACAUCUCCCGAUGUAAUAGGAAUUGGCUGGGAGGACGUAGAGACAGAAAAUGUUUCUGAUGUGACCUGGACAGUUGAUAAACUGGAAUACUGGAAUAUGAAUCCUGCAUGCUUCGCCACACUGAAAGACAACAGCCAAUGUGAAACGAUCCCAAACAUCACUGUUUAUAAGACUCCAGACAUUGUAUCAGUCUCUACCUUGAACAUAUCUGGUCCAAUGGUUCAGGGCAGAGAAUUCCAGCUGAUAUGCAACAUCAUUAAUGUGGCCCCUGUCAACAGUCUCAAAGUGAAGUGGUACAGAAACAAUGAAACUGUACAUACAGAAAUGUUCAUUGACACCAGUGUAACCCCAAAGAAUGUAUCCUCUAUUUUGAAAAUGACUCCUGGGAAAGAUGACAAUGGAGCACACUUCACAUGUGUGGCUGAACUGCAUCUUGGAGGGAAUGGACCACAGCCUGUCCCAUCUGAAGUCUCAGAGCCUUACAUCGCUGUUGUGGACUGCCCAGUUACAAUAACACCUGCUGAAAUUGUGGUGAGAUAUGGAGAUCCAGCUUCAGCAAACUGCAGUACAUCAGUUUCAGAUGCUGCGGGAAUGGGCUGGGAGGCUACAUUUGGAGGUGUAGGAUUGACAACUGCUCCUACAGUCCACUGGGCAGUUAAAAAGCUGGAAGUCUGGGAUUUGCAACCAUUGUGCUUUAUUACACUGAAAAAUAAUGACCAGUGUGACAAGACACUGAAUAUCACUGUUUAUAAGACUCCAGACAAGGUGUCAAUCUUGGAUAAUGGCCCAAUGGUGGAGGGUAAGGAAUAUCAUCUGAAAUGUGACAUCAGUGAUGUGGUCCCUGCUGACAAGGUCAAAGUGAAAUGGUAUAGAAACGAUGAAUAUGUGCAAGAUAUGGUCAGCGACACCCAUGUGGACCCACACAACAACAACAUCAGUGCUAUUUUGACAAUCAUCCCCAAGAAGGAUGACAAUGGAGCAAAUUUCACAUGUGUGGCUGAGCUUCAUCUAGGAGAGAAUGGACCACAGCCUGUCCCUGCUGCAACCUCAGAACCUUACAUCGCUGUUGUGCACUAUAAGCCGUUGUUUUCAUCUUGCCCACCCUAUGCUGGUAAGGAGUAUGAGUUCAUUAUGAACAUGGUGCCAUGCCAAGCUGAUGCGAACCCCCCAACUGUUGUCCAGUGGUAUUAUCAUGAAACACCGAUCAAUCCCUUUGUGCCCCUCACAAGAAAUCAGUCAGGAAAGUACAGAGCUGAGGCUGAAAACCACGUCGGGAAGAGCAGCACGUCUGUUGAUGUGACAGUUGAAUAUGGUCCUUCAUUUUCCUGUAAUGACCGCUAUGAAGUUGAAGAAAAUGGCAAUUUCUAUUCUAAGUGUCAACCAGAGGGAAUACCUGAACCCGACACUGUCUGGUUUAAAGAUGGAAAGCAGAUGAUGGAAUCCCCACAGAUCUGGAGAAGACAGGAUAGUGGAGAAUACUCAAUUGUAGCAACCAACAAAUAUGGAAAAGACAGCCACACUCUAUACCUUGAUGUUUUGUAUGCACCUGAGUUCCAGGAGAGAAAUUACAGCAGGGAGAUGAUCUCAGGUGAAAAUAUAACUCUGAACUGCUUUGCUGAGGGAAACCCUUCCCCUCUAGUCCAGUGGUAUCAUCCCCCUGCGGUAAAUGUGCACACCACUAGAGGGCAGCAGAGUAUCAGUAUCAGUGUCACAGGAGCCACGUCUACCAAUGCUGGUGUUUACAUCUGUGGUGCCACGAAUAAAGUUGGGAGUAUGUCAAGAAAUGUCACACUGAUUAUGAAAGGUGAAACCUCCACAAUUCCCCAGAAUUUAAUAUUGGUGUUGCUAAUUUUGGUUAUCGUUUUAUUAUUCGUCAUCCUCAUCGCUGUUUUGUUGAGACGCAAGAGAAAACAUGGAGAAUAUAAUAUGGUGCCAAAUAGUUUGCCACUGAGUACACGGUCCAACGGGGUGCGUGUUUAAGACACUUAUUUCUGGCUAAACAAGCAAAUCAAGCAGCCUCAGUAUUGAAAAAGUAAUCAUUCUUAAUCAGAGACGUCAUGAUUUUUCAUGGAAGCAAUAGUGUGUAAAUAAUGUAUCCUCAUUUUAAACUUUCAUAUGUUUUUUUUUUUAAUUUUAUUUUUUUAUACUAUCAGAUCCAGACUUUUAAAUACCUUUUGU